AUGGAGGAAAAAAACAAAAUUACUCCAGGUGGCACCCACAAUAGUGGAAAUCCACCCGCGGAAAUCCCCGCGGCUAGGGCAAGGAUUCUGGAGGCCCUAACCAUCAUUCCAAUCAAAACUGCUUCACCGGUGGCACACUUGGCCGGUGGCUCAGUAUGUGCUACAAGUGAGACCGCGGAGGAGCUACAAGCUUUCGGUCGGGGUAACAAAAUAAAAAGAACCCCCCCCCGACAGACGGCAAGCGACCACACCCCGAAAAGGUAUCGGGAACCAAAUUCACCGCCCAGCAGUUCCCAACCUGAGAAAAAGCUAAAAACUCCUCUAUCUCCCAUCGAUGAGAUGGGCGCCAUCCUCCUGGACCUCCUCGCUAAGGUCAACGAGCAAAGGGUCAGAAGCAUAAACCAGGGGAUGAAGAACUCUUUCGCGAGACUGAAGGAACUGCAGGAGUUGCUGAAAGACCAAACCCUCAUGGCCCCAAAUCAGGAAGCAGGGGAUAGGUGCAGCUGCAACAGAGAAGCAGGCGGAAAUAAGGCCCACGUCGAGGAAGCAACGCAGAUCACGCCCGUGCGAGCUACAUACAGCAAGGUAGCGAGGACGAAAGGCCCAGCGGAGAAGUUUCCUCCACAAAAAGGCAAACAGGCCGCUGAAAUUAAGGGCGCCAAGAAAAGCCUAGCCAGGAAAAGCCGUCCCGACGCGCUCAUUAUCACGGGUAACGCAGGAAGCACGUAUGGGGAUGUUCUCAAGCUAAUCACUCGCCGUCAAGAUGGGAAGCUAAACGACGUCUGUCAAAACGUUAAAAAAACCAGGCGCACGGCAAAAGGUGAUCUCCUGCUAGAACUGGCGGCAGGAAAAGACGCCAAAGUUUUGGAUUUGAGGCAGACGCUAUCCCAGGUGUUAGGCGAGGCAGCGAGCGUGCGAGCGGUCACAGAGGAGACCAAUAUUAAGAUCCGCGAUCUGGACGACCUCACCACAAAGGACGAACUAGUGGCAGCGAUCGUAGCCCAAAUGAGCACGCAGGAGGAGGCCUUCAGGGUGAAGUCCCUCCGACCAGGCUACUCUGGCACCCAAGUCGCCACUCUGGGAGCGGGCCCAGAUCUCGCCUCCAAGAUUCUGAGUGAGGGGAGGCUGAGGAUAGGAUGGACCGUUUGCAGAGUCAGGGAGCGCAAGGCCCAGCGUCGCUGUUACAGGUGCCUUAACUUCGGGCACAUCGCCGCGUUCUGCAAAGAGCAGACGGAUAGGAGUAACUGGUGUCUAAGAUGCGGGAAACCAGGACACAAAGUCGCUACUUGCACGAGCGAGGCAAAGUGCUUUCUCUGCGCAGCAGCCAACAAGCCAGAUCAGGCACACGUCGCCGGAACGCAAAGCCUCCUCGAGCAAUAUGCGAGAGACAAACGCGUAGGCGUGGCUCUAAUAAGCGAGCCAUUUAGAAAAACAAGGAGCCAAAACUACAUUUUGGACUCCACGCAGAGUGCGGAAAUCUGGGUCUUCGGCACCCAACCAGAAAAUACAUUCGCCGGCGAAGGCUUUGUCCAAGCCAAGGUGAAUGGCAUCUGGCUGAUAAGCUGCUACUUACCGCCGCGUCUCACACUCCAGCAGUUUGGACGCACGCUAGACGAGGUGGCCGAAGCGGCUAGACCCAUAACCGAUGUGAUAGUGGGAGGAGACUUCAACGCCUGGGCAGAGGAAUGGGGGUCAGCCCUCACCAAUGCAAGAGGCCGUACGCUCCUGGAAACCUUCGCGACCCUGGAUGUGGCCCUGCUAAACACAGGCUCCCGGCACACCUUCAGCAGAGCAGGAUGCGGCUCGGUGAUAGAUCUCACAUUUUGCAGCAGCAGGCUUUUCAGGAGGACGACGUGGGCCCUCAGCGAUGAGUACACUGGCAGCGACCACAAAUAUAUUAUCUGCGACACCUCAAACGGAGCAAGAGAAACGCCAGGCUCGAGACCUAUAAGGUUCAACCCAGCGACGCUGCACACCCAAAGGUUCGCGCAAGGAAUAAGGAUGGAAGACCCGAUCGGAGACGCGGAAGACGGUGCGCAACAUGUAAUGCUGGCGGUGGAGCAGGCAUGCCGAUCUAGCAUGAAGCUCAGCAGAAACCAUUCCCGCCACCAUGAACCGGUCCUAUGGUGGUCGCCGGAGAUUGCCGAGGCGAAACGGGAAUGCCUCCGAGCUCGAAGGCUGCACCAAAGAGCCAGGGGAAGACCGGACUUCGAGCCCAAACGGCAGGAGUUCGCCGACAAGAGGAGAGCUCUAAAAACCCUUAUAAAGGAGGCAAAAAAACGGUGUUUCCUGGAGAUGUGCGACGCCGCUGAACAGGACCCGUGGGGAACGGCAUACCGGACGGUGGUCAAGAAGGCCAAGCAAGCCAAGCCUUUACCACCACGAGAACCCCAAACGAUGGAGAAUAUACUUCCGGGUGACGCGUAUCCCGUUCUGGCCGCCGCGCACCCGGAAACUUUCUGGCCCAAUCUGCCAGACUGUGCUCCACCUGCCCGGCUUUCCUUUCCUCCUUCGGGCCUCUUCCUCCACCUUCCUCUUUAG
Molecule: messenger RNA, 2541 nt
Organism: Drosophila ananassae
Lineage: Eukaryota; Metazoa; Arthropoda; Insecta; Diptera; Drosophilidae
Exons: 3
Coding region: 1-2541 (846 amino acids)
Molecular function (GO): catalytic activity; nucleic acid binding; zinc ion binding
Source: RefSeq, a predicted model, not a curated record